UGACAAAUUGGGGACUUGGAAAAGAGAAAACCGAGAUGAAAUUCUACGUCAUCACAAUGACAUGAGGAGAAAAGUAAAUUCUUCAAUCAGUGACAUGGUUUGGAAUGACAAAGCUGCCCGAAAUGCUAAAAAGGUUGCAAGUACAUGCAGUGAAAAGCCCAGUGAUCCAUCCAAACGGGUAAUAAAAAAGCCAUUUCUCACUUUUUGUGGGGAAAACAUCCACCUCUCUACUACACAAGAUUCAUGGGCAGAAACGAUCAAUGACUGGAAUAAUAGCCAAGAAUAUUUUAAGCCUGGAUUUGAAGGAAAAAGCACAAUUGGAGACUUCAAUCCGGUAAUUUUGGAAUUACUAGCAACUUCUGAACAGUUAGUGAGAUAGUAUUGUUAAGGUCAGAAGGCUAAAAUUAUCUAGAAGGUCUGACCUCUAGUCUAAACCACUGCAAAGACCACCAUGAACCUGGGC
Rana temporaria (common frog) is the source of this 463-nucleotide messenger RNA. RefSeq names its product allurin-like. The transcript is spliced from 3 exons. NCBI's taxonomy places the organism in Eukaryota, Metazoa, Chordata, Amphibia, Anura, Ranidae. The coding region runs from base 62 to 379 and encodes 105 amino acids. The record is from RefSeq and is a predicted model, not a curated record.